AUGAGUAGAUUAGAUCGGUUUCUCGUGGCGGAUUCCAUUAUCAACAAGUGGGGUGUGGUUGGUCAACGGAUUUGUUCGCGGGAUAUUUCCGACCAUUGUCCUAUUUGGCUUGUCAAGGAUAACGAAGAUUGGGGGCCGAAAUCUUUUAAAAUCAACAAUGAAUGGUUCGCUUUCAAGUCGUUCAUUCCUUUUGUUGAAAAAUCUUGGAAGGAAAUAGCUAUAGAAGGAAGGAGUGAUUUUGUCCUAAAGGAGAAGUUUCGUAUUCUCAAAGAGAGACUUAGGUGGUGGAAUAGAGAGAUUUUUGAGAGGAUUGAUUUAGAGGUGGAAGAAGAGGUGACGGAGAUGAACAAGAGAGACUCUUUGUUAGAAGUGGUUGAUGAAGGAGAUUUGAUUAAUAUUAUCAAAGGUAGGAAAGAGGCUUCAAGUCGGUUUUGGUUGAACUUGAGGAUCAAAGAGAAUAUGCUCAUCCAAAAGUCAAGAUUAACGUGGCUCAAUGAAGGAGAUUCUAAUAGCGGUUUUUUUCAUAAGGCGAUGAAAGAAAGGAGAAGGCAUAAUCACAUAGGCCCCAUUACCUCUUCUAGGGGUUUGUUAGAAUCGGUCAAUGAGGUCAAGGAGGAAGUCUUUUCUCACUUCGCUUGUAAAUUUGAGGAGACGGAUCGGAAUAGGCCUUCUUUGGAAGGUAUUCCUUUUAGAAGCAUUAGCAUGGAGGAAAGAUCUUUUCUUGAAGCUCCGUUUGAGGAAAGUGAGAUCAAGGAGGCGGCGGUGGUGUCUUCUUUUUUGUCUUUGAUACCUAAAUCUUCUAGUCCGCUUAGCUUGGAUGAUUAUAGACCCAUAUGUCUUAUUGGGUGCAUGUACAAAGCUUUAUCAAAAUUAUUGGCGGGAAGGUUGAAAGGUGUGUUGAAUUCCAUUAUUUCUUCUAACCAAAGCGCGUUUGUUCCGGGGAGACAUCUUCUCGCCGGUGUUUUGAUAGCUACUGAAGUGGUAGACUAUGCUCAUAAGGAAGGUAGGAGUUGUUUUCUUUUUAAAGUUGACUUCGGGAAGGCCUACGACAAGGUGAAUUGGAAUUUUCUAAGGUUCUUGUUAAAGGAAAUGGGUUUUGGGGAGACGUGGAUGAGAUGGAUGGAACUUUUAGUUUUUCAAAGUAGAAUGUCAGUUCUUGUCAACGGUAGUCCGACUAAGGAAUUUACGGUGGAGCGUGGUUUGAGACAAGGAGAUCCUCUUUCUCCGUUUCUUUUUGUCAUUGUGGCGGAAGGGCUCACGGCGUUAGUUAAGAAAGCAAUUGCCAUAGGAGAUUACGAAGGAUUUAACAUUAAUGGAAAAUGCGAGGUCGACGUUCUUCAAUUCGCGGAUGAUACUUUAUUGAUUGGGGAAGGUAAUUGGAAGCAAGUGUGGGCCAUUAAGACGAUUUUGAAGGCUUUCGAAUUAGUUUCCGGACUCGGCAUAAACUAUCACAAAAGUAAAUUGAUAGGAAUUAAUGUCACUAACAAUCUUUUAGAAGCGGCUUCUUCUCUCUUGGCUUGUAAGGUGGAAGGAAAAGUCUUUUCUUUUCUAGGUAUCCGUGUUGGUUCGAAUCCUAGGAGGAUUUCGACUUGGAAUCCGCUUUUGGAGAAACUCAAGAAGCGUUUAUUGAGUUGGAAAAAUCGUUUUCUCAACUUUGGAGGGAGGAUUACUCUCAUCAAGUCUAUACUUUGUUCUCUAUCCAUUUUCACCAUGUCCUUUUUUAGGAUGCCGGUUGUAAUACGGUAUGGUGACAUUUGUUUGCAAAUUACCAUUGGUGGAGACUUUGUUCCGAAUAGCUCUUCUCAAUCUAUAUGGUGGAAAGAUAUUUUAUCUUUAGGGAAGGAACCAUCAAAGGAUGCCAUAAUCAACAAUUGCAAAUUCAAGGGGAAUUUUGGAAUCACCGAUUCAGUGGCUGGAAGCUCUGCUCCGCUUGAUGUUUCGUCGCUGUUUGCUAUCCCGCCGACGCUGCCGGAUGCUGCUGCUAAUUCCUUGCUAUCCGGGGCUGUUUCGGCUACUAUUUUGCAGCAGCUGAAAGUGCAUACUGCUGCUGCCAGUUGCAGCCAGUCGGGGCAAGAUUCUGUCGUUUGGGAGUUAGGUAAUGAUGCAGGAUUUUCUGUUAAAUCAUGUUAUAAUUUCUAUGCUGGUUUUUGGCAUCCUUUUGGUCCGAACAAUUUGCACGAUGAAGCUUUAAAGCUUGUGUGGAGGAUGCAAGUUCCGUUCAAGACUAAAGCGUUCGGUUGGAGACUUUUAAUCAACAAGUUACCAACAAAGGACCUUUUGAAGAUUAGAGGUAUGAUUUUUUUGGAUGAUUCGGUUAAGUGUGCUUUUUGCAAUUCCGCUCACGAAACUUUGGAACAUCUUUUUUUCAAGUGUUAUGUUGUUAAGUUAAUUUGGAGGGAUAUAGCGGAGUGGAUUGGUAUGUCGGAUGUAACGGAGGAAGACCCAAUGGGGAGUUUCAUGCUUUGGUACAAUUUUUGUAAAAACAUGAAAAUGAAGGAGGGGAGACUUAGUUGUAUUUGGUUGGCUAUAACGUGGAGCAUUUGGAUUGUUAGAAACAGUAUUAUUUUUCGGAAAGAUUCUUGGAGCGUUCUUAAUACGAUUUGGUUUAUUAAGGCGUUGGUGUGGAGAUGGUCUUUCAUGGGGGAGAUUACUCAUCCCAAUUGCAAUUUCUACGAUUUUUGUAAGGAACCGUUGUUUUUUCUAUCGUAG
Messenger RNA from Vicia villosa (hairy vetch), 2709 nucleotides. RefSeq lists its product as uncharacterized. The coding region runs from base 1 to 2709 and encodes 902 amino acids. The record is from RefSeq and is a predicted model, not a curated record. The transcript has 4 exons. Lineage: Eukaryota; Viridiplantae; Streptophyta; Magnoliopsida; Fabales; Fabaceae.